ACUGAGCACCACUCGCUACAGACACACUCACACACAGUGUGCCUAAGCAAAGAAAUGCUCCAGCGCCAAGUCUCUCAGACUCCUGAAGUAGGAGCGACUCAGUAGGAGCUUCUGUACCAGUUAUCAAAGGAGUAGAGACGCUCCCUCAGGAAUUGACCGCUUGCACCGACGGAGCAAAAAAACGCUCCAGAUUGUGGACUGACUCGUCAUGCAGCGAUAUUGCGACCUGGAGCUUUUCUGAAAGGAUUCCACACUGAAAGGAACUCUGUAGUAACAACGUUCACUGGCUCUCUGCAGUUUGCAUUUGACAUGCACCGACACUGCAGUUUGCUGUAAAGCCUUUUUUUUCAUCGUUUUUCUUAUUCCAUGCACAGCCAAGAGUUCUGUGGGAAUAUCACAACCUGAGACUUUUUCGCGUAAAAUAAAACUGCUCAGCUAUUUGGAACAUUCUCUGGAAAGAUAAAUGGCUGUCGCUGCUUGAGUUGAGAUUGUUUCCUGCGGCUCGGCUAAGUUUUUUUUUUUUUUUUUUUUUUUUUUUUUUCUGAGCAUUUCAAGGAAAAGUGCACAUAUCAGCGACUGGAAUACCACACGAGACUGCCUGCAAAGACUUAUUUCCUCAGUGCACGGACCGUGCGCCCUGGGACCGUAUCAAGCCCGAGAGCGUCAGGCGACGUUAAGAGAAACCACGUUUAUAAAAGCCGUGCGUAAAAAUAACAUUGGCCAAGGCAGCCCUCAUUGCCGGGCGCGUGACAUUUAAAACUUGGUGAAGUACUCUUUUGUGCCCCCUUCUCUCUCGGGACGCUCCGGAUCUAUUCUGUCUCUUUAGAAAACACUUCAUUCCAUGCAGCUCUCGCCUCGGCCGCUGUCAUCCAGUGUAGACAGUUCGUCGUGGCUUCGAGUCCCCGGGGUAACCAUGACAACCGAGAGAAACCCAAAGUGAAUCCAAGGAGCGGGGUGAGGCAGGAGAGAGUGUGAAUAGACUAGAGUUUUCCCCGUUUUGUUUUGUGCUUCUUUUUUUUUUUUUUUUUUUUUUUUGUGUGUGUGUGUGUGUGUGUGUGUGUCAGACUUAACACUUUCUGUAGAGCAGGGGCACCGCUCCACGCUGCAGAGUUGCAUCAGCGGGCAAAUUGCAAAGUUGAAGGAGCCCUAAAAAGCAAAGCACUCCGCUCCAUGUCAUUCAAACCCGACCUGGUCUAUUAAAAGUAUCGCCUUGCUGGUGACUGAACUUCUACUAUUUAUGAAGCCCCGGGCAAGUCAUUGCAGAGAACAUAGUAACGAGGAAAAGAACUGAAUUAUAUAUCACGCGUCAAGAGCCGGUGCGUAAAACAAGAGGAAUAAUGGGCCUCUCGCAAACGCUACUCGUUUACGUGCUGGUGUGCGUUCACCUUGGAGUUUCCCAGCAUUACCUUCGCCUCCGUCCAUCGCCCAGUGAUCACCUUCCAGUGCCCGAGCUGAAGGAGGACCCCGACCCGGAGUACGACCCCCGGGAGCAGGACUUGGCCGAGAGGACUCUGAGGAAAAAACUCGGCAGUAACUUUGACCCCAACUUCAUGUCCAUCAGCUCGCCCAUGCUGGUGAACUUUUCCGCGUCAGACAACCAGGUGAAGCUGGGGCCAAUGCCUAACGAGCUUAAAAAGCUGGACCUCACAGAGACCCCCUAUGGAAAGCGGGUAAAAGUGGGCAAGAAAGCCCGUAGGAAAUUUCUGCAGUGGCUGUGGACCUAUACGCACUGCCCAGUGGUGUACACCUGGAAAGAUUUGGGCGUGAGGUUCUGGCCACGUUACAUCAAGGAGGGAAACUGUUUCUCUGAGCGCUCUUGCUCCUUCCCCGAGGGGAUGUCUUGCAAACCAGUCAAGUCAAUCAACAAGAUUUUCCUGCGGUGGUAUUGUCAAGGGUUUCUAAGACAGAAAUACUGUACGUGGAUACAGGUGCAAUACCCAAUCAUCUCAGAGUGCAAGUGUUCAUGCUGAUUCUUCCCCAAGGAAGUGGUCGACGGGGGAGUGGACUGGAAAUACGGUUUCUAUUGCACUGUUAACUCUCUACAGAGGUGGGCACCAUAGCAAAUCUAUUUUUUUAUAUAGCAUUUUAAGUGAAAUACCAACAUUGUACAUAUUUAAGAAAAAUGCAGCUAUUUUUUCUAAUUGAACCAGGACCAUAUUUUAUUCUCAACCCUGAAACGUUGCUUUUUGGGGGAAACACGAGCACUUCAUAAAGAAGAGCUUUUUUUUUUUUUGACUUUUUUUUAUGAGACAUUGAGGAUGGAUUGCAUAUGCUACACUUCUCCAAGAGGUGACCUUUUUUUUUCAACUGAACAUUGAUGCUGACUGUUAUUUCACUGCAAUGCUGCCUAGAGUUUUUGUAUAAUAUUAAUAUCAAUAAUAAUUAAAUUGUAAAAAAGUUGAGGUUAAAGAUAUAUAUAAAGGCGUGAACUCAGCUCUUUUGGAAUACAUAGUAUUGUAGGAAUAAACAAAUCUGUACGUUUUAUUUAUUAUUUUAACGAUUUGUGAGUAUAGAGCAUAAGGACAGAGAAUAGCAGAGUAUACCAGAAAAAAAAAUAUGGGAGAUGUCUACUUGAAUAUUUCUAAAAAUGACAAAAAAAAAUAAAUAAAAAAGUAAAACAUAUCAGUGUACAUGUUAUGGUUACACGUUUUAGCAAUAAAGUCUAUCUUUUCAACAUG
Mugil cephalus (flathead mullet) is the source of this 2678-nucleotide messenger RNA. It is a transcript of the gene nog2, whose product is annotated as noggin 2. Lineage: Eukaryota; Metazoa; Chordata; Actinopteri; Mugiliformes; Mugilidae. Gene Ontology annotation, biological process: negative regulation of BMP signaling pathway; dorsal/ventral pattern formation; negative regulation of cell differentiation. The record is from RefSeq and is a predicted model, not a curated record. The coding region runs from base 1338 to 1970 and encodes 210 amino acids. The transcript has a single exon.